UGUAAUAAUCUCCCAACUAUAAGGGCCAAUGUUUUGUUAUUCUCACCGUAACAGACUAGCAGUGGUCUAUAUUAGAUCAUUGUCGUACAAGCCUAACAUGCUCUAGUUUUCCUGAUUCCAAAAAUUUGUCUCUCUCUGUCUCUCUCUUGUAUCUUCAAUUCAAUGGCUCCUAUGAGUCUCCCGCCCGGAUUUAGGUUCCAUCCGACAGAUGAAGAGCUUGUUGCUUACUACCUUGAUCGAAAAAUCAAUGGCAGAUCGAUUGAACUUGAAAUCAUCCCAGAAGUUGACCUCUACAAAUGCGAGCCUUGGGACUUACCAGAUAAGUCAUUUUUGCCAAGUAAGGAUUUGGAGUGGUAUUUUUACAGUCCAAGGGACAAGAAGUACCCAAAUGGAUCAAGAACUAAUAGGGCAACAAGGGCUGGAUACUGGAAAGCUACAGGGAAGGAUAGACCAGUGCACUCUCAAAGACAGCCUGUAGGGAUGAAGAAGACAUUGGUAUACUAUAGAGGUAGAGCUCCUCAUGGCAUUAGAACCAAUUGGGUUAUGCAUGAGUAUCGCUUGAUCUACUCUUUAUGUGGCGCUGCAUCUUCGAGUUUAAAGGAUUCCUAUGCACUUUGUAGGGUUUUCAAGAAAACCAUUCAAGUUAAUCCCAAAACAAAGGAAGAGAAAAAUGGGAAAAUAAUAGACAAGGAUGAUACUUGUGUUUCCGAUGAACAAUUCUUCGCAGAAGAUAUAAGUGGGAGUGAAACUUUUAAAGGAAGAGAACAAACUGAAGACGAACAUUUGAAUAAUGAUUACUCUAAAUUUCCAUCUGAAACAUCUUCUUCAGAUGUCACCCAAGGAACACCAAUUGAAACCCCAAUACCUGAUGAUUCACAAGCUCCAUUUGCCUCAGAUGAAGCCAACAGCUCCGUCAAUAUGUAUUCUCUUGGAAUGGACUUCUCAAAUCUACUUCAGGAUAUGCAGAUCCCAAGCUACUCAAACAUGCAUUAUCAACUUCCUUACCCGCCGAUAGAAUUAGAAGGCUUCCCACAGAUAAAUAUAGCAGAGACAAAGCCAAGAAAGUGUGAAAUCAUGGAAGAGUAUAUGACUUAUGACAAGUACACGGAUUGCAUGAAUGGAACGUUAGAAGAGAUUUUCUCUCUAUGUGCUUCUCAAGACAAUUCCAUUGCCUUUUCUAUACAAGAAGACUAAGUAUUCCUAACAGAAUUAUUUAUUUGGGCCAGAGAUGACAAAGACAUUUUACAUUUUUCUUUAUUACUUUGGAUUAACUGGAAUUCAUAUGACAGAAAAAGAUAGGCUAUUGGUGGGUUGAAUAACCAAUUUUAGAGAUAUAUAUUUGAUAAUGUAGUUCUUGAAUGAUGGCAAGUAGUUCCUUAAGAAAAGAAAAGAAAAAAAAGGAACGCCGCUAUUUUGUGCUUUUCGGGUUAAAUUUGCAGAGUGCAACAAAUAUUUGUUAUAAGUGCUUUA
This is a messenger RNA of Ricinus communis (castor bean), 1470 nucleotides long. RefSeq names its product NAC domain-containing protein 86. The record is from RefSeq and is a predicted model, not a curated record. Gene Ontology annotation, molecular function: DNA binding. The coding region runs from base 163 to 1194 and encodes 343 amino acids. The transcript has 4 exons. Gene Ontology annotation, biological process: regulation of DNA-templated transcription. Lineage: Eukaryota; Viridiplantae; Streptophyta; Magnoliopsida; Malpighiales; Euphorbiaceae.